AUGGGGCCAGGGCUGUGCCAGUCCCGUGCCCUGCGCCCUCCCUGGCUGGGCAGGGCUGGAAGGGGCAGGACUGGGGCUGGCACAUCCCUGGGAUGGAAAGGACAGGACUGGGGCUGGCACAUCCCUGGGAUGGAAAGGACAGGACUGGGGCUGGCACAUCCCUGGGAUGGAAAGGACAGGACUGGGGCUGGCACAUCCCUGGGAUGGAAAGGACAGGACUGGGGCUGGCACAUCCCUGGCACGGAAAGGAGAGGAUUGGGGCUGGCACAUCCCUGGCACGGAAAGGACAGGAUUGGGGCUGGCACAUCCAUUGUGCCCUCCCAACCUUCCCUGGCUGGCACAAUUUGGGCUGGCACGUUCCUGGGAUGGAAAGGACAGGACUGGGGCUGGCACAUCCCUGGCACGGAAAGGACAGGAUUGGGGCUGGCAAAAUGUGCCCCUGUGCCCUGCCAAUCCUCCCUGGCUGGCAGGACUGGGGCUGGCACAUCCCUGGCACAGAAAGGAGAGGAUUGGGGCUGGCAGAUCCUUGGCACGGAAAGGAGAGGAUUUGGGAUGGCAAAAUGUGCCCCUGUGCCCUGCCAGUCCUCCCUGGCUGGGCAGGGCUGGAAGGGGCAGGACUGGGGCUGGCACAUCCCUGGCACGGAAAGGACAGGAUUGGGGCUGGCACAUCCCUGGCACGGAAAGGACAGGAUUGGGGCUGGCACAUCCCUGGCAUGGAAAGGAGAGGAUUGGGGCUGGCAAAAUGUGCCCCUGUGCCCUGCCAAUCCUCCCUGGCUGGGCAGGGCUGGAAGGAGCAGGACUGGGGCUGGCACAUCCCUGGCAUGGAAAGGAGAGGAUUGGGGCUGGCACAUCCCUGGCAUGGAAAGAUCAGGAUUUGAGCUGGCACAUCCCUGGCAUGGAAGGAGCAGGAUUUGGGCUGGCACAUCCCCCGUGCCCUCCCAACCUUCCCUGGCUGGCACAAUUUGGGCUGGCAGGUUCCUGGUACCUUCCCAACCCUCCCUGGCUGGCAGGAUUUGGGCAGGCAGGAUUUGGGCUGGCACAUCCCUGGCAUGGAAGGGGCAGGAUUUGGGCUGGCACAUCCCUGGCAUGGAAGGGGCAGGAUUUGGGCAGGCAGGAUUUGGGCUGGCACAUCCCUGGCAUGGAAGGGGCAGGAUUUGGGCUGGCACAUCCCUGGCAUGGAAGGGGCAGGAUUUGGGCAGGCAGGAUUUGGGCUGGCACAUCCCUGGCAUGGAAGGGGCAGGAUUUGGGCUGGCACAUCCCUGGCAUGGAAGGGGCAGGAUUUGGGCUGGCACAUCCCUGGCAUGGAAGGGGCAGGAUUUGGGCAGGCAGGAUUUGGGCUGGCACAUCCCUGGCAUGGAAAGAUCAGGAUUUGGGCAGGCAGGAUUUGGGCUGGCACAUCCCUGGCAUGGAAGGGGCAGGAUUUGGGCUGGCACAUCCCUGGCAUGGAAGGGGCAGGAUUUGGGCAGGCAGGAUUUGGGCUGGCACAUCCCUGGCAUGGAAGGGGCAGGAUUUGGGCUGGCACCAGGCAGGUGCUGCUGGAUUUUUCCCUCGGGGGUUGCUGGGAGCCAUUUCCUCCCCGGUGCUUUUGUUUCCCUCCCAGUUCUGUUUCCUCCCUGGCAUCUUUGUUUCAUUCCUGCUGUUUCAUUCCCGGAGUUUUUGUUUCCUUCCCAGAGUUUUUGUUCCCUUCCCAGCGUUAUUGUUUCAUUCCCAGGAAUUUUAUUUCAUUCCUGGUGUUUCUCUUUCCUUCCCAUCAUUUUUGUUCCCUUCCCAAUAUUUCUGUUCCCUUCCCAAUGUUUCUGUUUCCUUCCCAACAUUUUUGUUCCAUUCCUGGUGUUCCAUUCCCAAAGUUUUUGUUUCAUUCCCAAAUUUUCCUUCCCAGAGUUUUUCUUCCCUUCCCAAUGUUUUUGUUCCCUUCCCAACAUUUUUGUUCCCUUCCCAACAUUUUUGUUCCCUUCCCAACAUUUUUGUUCCCUUCCCAAUGUUUCUGUUUCCUUCCCAACAUUUUUGUUUCAUUCCCGGUGUUCCAUUCCCAAAGUUUUUGUUUCAUUCCCAAAUUUUCCUUCCCAGAGUUUUUCUUCCCUUCCCAAUGUUUUUGUUCCCUUCCCAACAUUUUUGUUCCCUUCCCAACAUUUUUGUUCCCUUCCCAACAUUUUUGUUCCCUUCCCAAUGUUUCUGUUUCCUUCCCAACAUUUUUGUUUCAUUCCCGGUGUUCCAUUCCCAAAGUUUUUGUUUCAUUCCCAAAUUUUCCUUGCCAAUGUUUUUGUUCCUUUCCCAAUAUUUCUGUUUCCUUCCCAACGUUUUUGUUUCCUUCCCAGUGUUUCUGUUCCCUUCCCAACGUUUCUGUUCCAUUCCCAACGUUUUCCUUUCAUUCCCACAUUUUCCUUCCCAGAGUUUUUCUUCCCUUCCCAAGGGAACAAAAGUUCAUUGUGGUUUUCGUUUCAUUCCCAGCAUUUCCCCCCAGCAAAUCCCAGGAAUUCCCUUCCCCUCGCACCCUCAGUUCAGCUGGGGUCAGGACAAACCCAGACUCUCGGCCGGGGUGGGGAUUUGGGAAUUUGGGGAUUUGGGGAUUUGGGAAUUUGGGGAUUUGGGGAUUUGGGGAUUCGGGAAUUUGGGGAUUUGGGGAUUUGGGGAUUUGGAAAAUUGGGAAUUUGGGGAUUUGGGAAUUUGGAAAUUUGAGGAUUCAGGGAUUUGGAAUUUUGGGAAUUUGGGAAUUUGGAAAAUUGGGAAUUUGGGGAUUUGGAAAUUUGGGGAUUUGGAAAUUUGGGAAUUUGGAAAUUUGAAAAUUUGGGGAUUUGGAAAUUUGGAAAUUCGAGAAUUUGGAAAUUUGGAAAUUCGGGAAUUUGGAAAUGUGAAAAUUUGGAAAUGUGAAAAUUUGGAAAUGUGAAAAUUUGGAAAUUUGGGAAUUUGGGAAUGUGGAAAUUUGGGAAUUUGGAAUUUUGGGAAUUUGGAAAUCUGGAAAUUUGGGGAUUUGGGAAUUUGGAAAUUUGGGAAUUUGGAAAUGUGAAAAUUUGGAAAUUUGGGGAUUUGAGAAUUUGGAAAUUUGGAAAUUCGGGAAUUUAAAAAUGUGAAAAUUUGGAAACGUGGGAAUUUGGGGAUUUAGGAAUUUGGAAAUCCAGGGAUUUAUCUCCAGCCAGGGUGGGAAUCCCCCCUCCCCUCUCCUCUCCUCUCCAAAAAAACCCCUUGAAAAGCCCCAAAUCCCCUGAACCCAGCACUGCAAACCCUUGGCAGCUCGUUUUAGGGGAACCAAACCCAGGAGAUCGGGUGCCCCGCCGGAGCCUCCCCCACCCCGGCACUUUAGGGAUUCUCUUGUUUCCCUUUUUUUUGGGUUUUUUUUGUUUUUUCCCCUCCUUUUCCCAAUUUAUCCCAUCCUAAAAAUCCUAAAAAUCGCUUUUUUUCCCCCUUGUUUGUGUGGCCAUUCCCAUGAGAGAGUCAGCGUUGGUUGUUUAUUUUUUCUUUUUAAAAAAAAAGAGAAUUCUUUCUAGAGAAACGAGCAUUUACCUUUAAAAAAAACCAACAAAAACCGUUUAAAAAAAAAGAAAAUUCAACAUUUUCGCCUUCCCUAAGAAACAAAUGCACUUGCAAGUCCUUGAUUUGCUUGGGAUGCAGAUUUUGGGAGGGGGAUCAUUGUUUUUUUGGUUUGGGUUCUUAUUUUUUGUUUUAAUUUGAAUUUUUUGGGACUCCUGGCUCUGCUGCAGGUUGGGAGCAUCCGAGAGUGUUGCACUGUUCGUUGAUUUUUUUGGAUUUUUUCCUUCUGAAUUGCUGUGACAGCAUCAAAAAUGAAAUUUUCCCUCCUUCCCAGAGUCUGCUCCCAGCCAAAGAGGGGGUGCAGAGGAGAAGGGGCUGCAGGAAUUCCGGGAAUUUGGGGAAAAGGGCAUUUCUGGAACCAAAAUUCGAUUUUUUUGUUGCUGUUUAUUUUCUUUUUCAAGCAUUUAGAGAUGAAGGUGGCUCCCCUUGGGGAGCUGUUCUGGGGGAACCCUGGCACUGUUUUGUUUUUAUUUUUAUUUUUAUUUUUAUUUUUAUUUUUAUUUUAUAUUUCUUUUUCAAUAUUUCACGGAAGAGAACUGGAAAAAAAAAACCACAAAACCCCCGAGAAGUUGUUUACAUUUUCCUGCAGCUCCUUCCCUUUUCCCAGCAGGAAAUCCCCCAAUCCCCUGUCCCAAAACCCUGGGAUUUUGGGGGUUUUUUAGGUUUUUUUGGGAUUUUUUGGGGAUUUUUGGGGGAUUUUUUGAGGAUUUUUUGGGAUUUUUUUGGGAUUUUUGGGGGGAUUUUUUGGGAUUUUUUGGGGGAUUUUUUGGGGGAUUUUUUGGGGAUUUUGGGGGGAUUUUUUGAGGAUUUUUUGGGAUUUUUGGGGAAACUUUGGAGGAUUUUUGGGGGGAUUUUUUGAGGAUUUUUUGGGAUUUUUGGGGGAUUUUGGGGGGAUUUUUUGAGGAAUUUUUGGGAUUUUUUUGGGAUUUUUGGGGGGAUUUUUUGGGAUUUUUGGAGGAUUUUUGGGGUUUGUUUUUUUUUAUUUUUUUGGGAUUUUUUUUUUUAUUUUUGGGGGAUUUUGGGAGGAUUUUUUGGGGGAUUUUUAGGGCAUUCCCACCUUUCCAGGAUGGGAAUUUUCCCAUUUCCACCCUGCCCUCCAAAUUUCUCACCCUUUUUACCAGCACAUGGAAAACUCUGCUUUUCUCAUUUCAGGUGUUCUUUUUGGGGUAUUAUUUUGAUUUUUUUGGGAUUUUUUCCAUUUAUUUUAGGUGUUCUUUUUGGGGUAUUAUUUUGAUUUUUUGGGAUUUUUUUCAUUUAUUUUAGGUGUUCUUUUUGGGGUUUUAUUUUGAUUUUUUGGGAUUUUUUGUGGUUUUAUUUUGAUUUUUUUGGGAUUUUUUUCAUUUAUUUCAGGUGUUCUUUUUGGGGUUUUAUUUUGAUUUUUUGGGAUUUUUUUUCAUUUAUUUUAGGUGUUCUUUUUGGGGUUUUAUUUUGAUUUUUUGGGAUUUUUUGGGGUUUUAUUUUGAUUUUUUUGGGAUUUUUUUUUUCAUUUAUUUUAGGUGUUCUUUUUGGGGUUUUAUUUUGAUUUUUUGGGAUUUUUUUCAUUUAUUUUAGGUGUUCUUUUUGGGGUUUUAUUUUGAUUUUUUUUUAUUUUUUUCAUUUAUUUCAGGUGUUCUUUUGGGGGUUUUAUUUUGAUUUUUUGGGAUUUUUUUUCAUUUAUUUUAGGUGUUCUUUUUGGGGUUUUAUUUUAAUUUUUUGGGGGAUUUUUUCAUUUAUUUUAGGUGUUCUUUUUGUGGUUUUAUUUUGAUUUUUUGGGAUUUUUUUCAUUUAUUUUAGGUGUCCUUUUUGGGGUUUUAUUUUGAUUUUUUGGGGGAUUUUUUCAUUUAUUUCAGGUGUUAUUUUGGGGUUUUUUUUGGGGUUAUUUUGGGGGUUUUUUUGGGGUUAUUUUUGAUUUUUUUGGGGUUUUUUUCCCAUUUUGCCCUCCCUGCUGGCCUUGUCCCCAAAGUGUCACCUCCACUCUGAGACAAUCAACUCCAAAAGGGCUUCCCCACCCAAAUAAUCCUCCAAAUAAUCCAAAUAAUCCUCCAAAUAAUCCAAAUAAUCC
Molecule: messenger RNA, 5566 nt
Organism: Passer domesticus (house sparrow)
Lineage: Eukaryota; Metazoa; Chordata; Aves; Passeriformes; Passeridae
Exons: 1
Coding region: 1-2676 (891 amino acids)
Source: RefSeq, a predicted model, not a curated record